This is a messenger RNA of Fraxinus pennsylvanica, 462 nucleotides long. The record is from the annotation of a GenBank genome assembly. NCBI's taxonomy places the organism in Eukaryota, Viridiplantae, Streptophyta, Magnoliopsida, Lamiales, Oleaceae.
AUGUAUGGCAAGGAAAACACCACCGCAUUUGAGGAUUUUCAUACUGGACAGCCAGUGGAUGAUGCCUUUGUUUUGCAUGUCGAACUGCAUGACAUUGAGGCGUGGUUGGGAAUCCCACACCUCCACAGGAGAAAUGUCAACAUUCCCCACAAACCCAAUCGCUUUAGACUCCGAUUUGGAAUCCUCACUCCCUUCUUCCCGUGCUUAGCUUUUCCCCUACUUGCCCGUCUAUCCGCCACAUUAACUCGACAAUCUUCACAUGCAAUAGGUUCUGAAGACCCAAGUUUAGAAGAAAUUUACUCCAAAUUAAUUCCCUUGACGAUAUGUGAACAUACUCUUCUAUCAUUUACAACUGGAGUUCCACUCUCAGAAAUUUUAAAAUUGUCAAUGUUUUGUUGGGAAUUGGUUUUGGAGAAGCAGAAGAACCUCGCUUCUCCUUUUGACCACUUCUUGCCUUAUUAA